Notechis scutatus (mainland tiger snake) is the source of this 2642-nucleotide messenger RNA. It is a transcript of the gene CHKA, whose product is annotated as choline kinase alpha. Gene Ontology annotation, molecular function: ethanolamine kinase activity; choline kinase activity. The record is from RefSeq and is a predicted model, not a curated record. Gene Ontology annotation, cellular component: cytoplasm. Gene Ontology annotation, biological process: phosphatidylethanolamine biosynthetic process; CDP-choline pathway. NCBI's taxonomy places the organism in Eukaryota, Metazoa, Chordata, Lepidosauria, Squamata, Elapidae.
UGCGGAGCGCCUAUAAGUACUAGCUGGAGGCCGUCGCGCGCGCUGUAGACCUUCUGCGGGGGAUUCCGGCUGGAGCGGUCGGCGUCUUUUGGGUGUGCGCGAGCCUCCGGUUUCUUUCUUUUUUUUGCUCUUCAAUCCGUGCGGUCGUCAUGAAGACCAAGUUCUGUAACGGCGGCGGGGCCGAUCCUUCUUCCCCUCUGGGUUUCCUGCUGGGAUGCGCCCCGGGCCCGGUGUUACCCCCCGCCCUCACUCAAUCGGCCCCUUCGCCCCCAUCUUCUAACGCCGAUGCCGAAGGGAAGGAGCUGGGGCUCCGGGGCCAGGGCCACCAACAGCAGCCGCCGCCACCGCAGCCUCUCGUUCUGCCGCCCACCCCUCCAUCCCUGCCGGCGGAGGAGCAGCCCGAUCCCCGCACCCGGCGCAAGGCGUAUCUGUGGUGCCGGGAGUUCUUGCGGGGGGCGUGGCGGGGGCUGCGGGAGGACCAGCUGCGCAUCACGCCCAUCAGAGGAGGCCUCAGCAACAUGCUUUUCCAGUGUUCUUUGCCUGACACUAUAGAGACUGUUGCAGAUGAACCACGCACUAUUCUUCUUCGUUUAUAUGGUGCAAUUCUGCAAAUGAGGUCCUGUAAUAAAGGAGGAUCUGGACAGGCUCAAAAGGAGAAUGAUUUACAAGGUGCAGAAGCUGUUGUUCUGGAGAGUGUUAUGUUUGCCAUUCUUGCAGAGAGAGCUCUUGGUCCAAAACUGUAUGGAAUCUUCCCACAAGGCCGCCUGGAGGAAUUCAUUCCUAGCAGAAAGUUGGAUACCGAGGAGCUAAGCAUGCCAGAUAUAUCAGCAGAAAUAGCUGAAAAAAUGGCUAAAUUUCAUGGGAUGAAAAUGCCAUUUAAUAAAGAACCUAAGUGGCUGUUUGGAACCAUGGAGAAGUACUUGAACCAAGUCAUGAGAAUCAAGUUUACCAGAGAGUCACGUGUGAGAAAACUGAACAAGAUUCUCAGCUACAACUUGCCUCAAGAAAUGAAAAACUUAAGAUCUUUACUUGAAGCUACUCCAUCUCCAGUUGUGUUUUGUCAUAAUGACUGCCAAGAAGGAAAUAUCUUGCUUCUUGAUGGCAGAGAAGAUUCUGAAAAACAAAAGCUGAUGCUUAUUGACUUUGAAUACAGCAGUUACAAUUAUAGAGGGUUUGAUAUUGCUAAUCAUUUCUGUGAAUGGAUGUUUGACUAUGUGCAUGAAAAAUACCCAUUCUUCAAAGCGAACUUCAUGAACUAUCCCACAAGGAAGCAGCAGCUUCAUUUCAUAACCAGUUAUCUAGCUGCAUCUCAAAGUGGAUUUGAAAAUCUGAGCCAUGAAGAUAAGUCCAAAAUAGAAGAUGAUAUGUUGGUUGAAGUAAACAGGUUUGCUCUUGCAUCUCAUUUCUUCUGGGGACUGUGGUCCAUUAUACAGGCAAAGAUAUCAUCUAUUGAGUUUGGAUACAUGGACUAUGCACUCUCCAGAUUUGAUGCCUACUUUGAGCAGAAGAGGAAACUCAAAGUGUGAAGGUUGAAGACUGGACGAUCAGUCACUGUACUGUAUAAGGAAGGCAGCUGGGCAGAAAUUCCACUGUGCUUAGGCUACUGUAGUUGUAAUGAAGGUUUUGCAAAUUCCAACUACUCGGAUGCAAUGCUGAAGACUGCACAAAAUGGCUGUUUACUUUUUUUACAGUUUCAUAAGUCUCUGGAAUGCAAAUUGAUAGCUGAUGGAUAAUAUAACAGUGCAAUAUCAAAUGUUUUAAAUCUAGAAGGUAUUAUGAGGGAAACCUUGAGUGUUAAUGUGAACCAUCCCUUAUUUCAAAAGCAAGAAGUGUUAACUGUCGGUAUCUAUUUUUUUAACUAACAUAUUUUAUUGACAAUGCAUUAUCUAAGCUACCAGUUAAGAGGGAAGUUCCAGUUCUCUCUCUCUGUCUCUCGUUUUGUUAAGGGGAAAUGAUUACACUGUGAAUUUUUGCUGAAACCUGUUUGAGCAAAGAUCAUUGUUAUGUGACAGAUGUAUGUCAAUCAGUUCAGAAAAAGACUGGUAAAGUAACACUAAUCCAUGCUGGGCUAAAAUAACUCAAAAGAGCUUCUACAACCCAGCUUCUCUUUUCAUGCAGUAGCUUUCAUUUUCUGGUAUGUUGGUAGAACAAGGCAAUACAGAUACGUCUCAAACUGGAGCAUGCAAGUCUUGCUAUUUCCUGUUAGCUUAUUUCACAGUUUCCAUCCAGGAUACGCUAAACGUUCAGUAACAGUCAUGUUGUAUUGCAUUGUUCUUCUCUAAGAAGAGGUUCCCCAGGCUGACAGAAAUGGGAUGAGUGCCUUGAAUUCCUCUAGCAGCUGCUUCUUGCUAAAAGGAGAAAAGUAGGGGCAAACGAAAAACAGGGAGGAGCUGAAAAGAACACUUGAGCAGUGGUGGCAGGCUGGUGCCUUGUUGGGGGCCCGCUGCUCCUUGUUUAAAACCCUGCCACCUUUCCAACAGUUAAGUGGAUGUUUCUUUUGCAAAGAAUACAUUGAACUAUGUAUGUGAAAACUCCAAUAAGUAUAAGUUUUGUGAAGGUAUCUAGAAAAUGUAUCUCCUAACUAUUCUUUGGUGUGCUUUCUGCUUAACUUGUAUUGGACAAAUAAACUUUUUAAAGUCUUU